Molecule: messenger RNA, 1251 nt
Organism: Sphaeroforma arctica JP610
Lineage: Eukaryota; Ichthyosporea; Ichthyophonida
Exons: 10
Coding region: 1-1032 (343 amino acids)
Cellular component (GO): nucleus
Molecular function (GO): ubiquitin protein ligase activity
Source: RefSeq, a predicted model, not a curated record
AUGCAUUGUAGUGACGACCGGAUGUUCUCCCUUUGGGGGGGGGGGGGUGGCGUGUUUGUCCCACUGACCCACCAACACAACGAACAAACUCAUUGGAGUGGAGAGGAGGUUGUACGGCUGAGGCUACGGUCGCACUACACUGACUGGCUGUUUGUCUCACUGACCCAUCACCACACGUCUGCAUGCAGUCCACAGGGCCACAUUGCGUGCAAAGAGUGUGUCUAUACCAGUCUACUCUCGCAGAAGAAAGAGUAUAAGCGCCAGCUAGAGGCACACAAUGAACAGGCCGCGGCAAACAGGCGUAAAGACGAGGACAAGGAAGAACUAGCACGACAGGGGGAGAUAAAGAAAUUUGAGGCGGCACAGACAUCUUUGAUGGCGCAUAAAGCAUCCACUGUCACCAAGAAGUCGACCACGGCGCGGAGUGACGGAAAGCGAAUAUACGAUGUCAGCAAGCAGAAUAUUUGGCCUGACAGGCCAGAUCAAUUGAACGUAAACUCUUCCGAUCGUAAGCCGCCCACGGGGCCACUGGAAGGGUCCGAAACAUCACAGGUACCCGAAGCAGGCCACAUCGAGGCGGAUCUGAAGGCGUUGCCGGCGUUCUGGAUACCAGGACUAACACCCGAUGCGGCCCCCACUAUCAUCAAGAAGCCAACCAGCGGCACUAAAUGCACAGCCGACUUCCCUGCACAUCCUGUUAAGAUGAAAGAACUUUUUCCGGUCAGAUUCACGCCUACUGUAAAAGGCACCACAACCGCACAGUCACUCAAAACAGACCGCAACGAUCGCUGGCAGUGUCCCUCGUGCGCAAAGAUGAUGGUCAACAACCCCAAGGUGCAUGUGAUCAGAAAGUGUGGGCAUGUGAUCUGCAACCACUGCGCAACUGAGUAUGUGAAGAAAGAUGCCACCUGUGGUGUCUGUUCCGGCCCAGCACCUGCACAGGAUGUGAUACCAAUUCAUAUUGAAGGUACCGGCUUUGCCGGCGGUGGAGGGAACAUUGUGGCGACGACAUACGGCCAUUCAAUGGGUUAAGUACUUGUUAUCUGUAAUCCGUUCGAAGGAGGCUAUGUCAAUUGGUCACGCCAAAAUUGGGGCUUUAUGAGGGCAUCCGCGCCAUUGUGCUUCGAGUGGUAUAGCGUGAACCGUUAUGGAGCCAGUACAUGAUCCGAGUGCACAUGCAAAGUGUGAUGAUACUCAUCCACAAGUGACACCUGAUGCUCACUUGACACUUGAUGCUCGCUUGAUGUUGAG